Messenger RNA from Cuculus canorus (common cuckoo), 2299 nucleotides. It is a transcript of the gene LRRC4B, whose product is annotated as leucine rich repeat containing 4B. The coding region runs from base 289 to 2277 and encodes 662 amino acids. Gene Ontology annotation, molecular function: protein binding. NCBI's taxonomy places the organism in Eukaryota, Metazoa, Chordata, Aves, Cuculiformes, Cuculidae. Gene Ontology annotation, cellular component: plasma membrane. The transcript is spliced from 2 exons. The record is from RefSeq and is a predicted model, not a curated record.
ACCCGAGCGGAGCCGAAAAAAGCCGAAGGGGGAAACCGAGCCCGAACGGAGCCGAACCCGAACGGAGCCGAACCCGAACGGAGCCGAAAAGAGCCGAAGCGGAGCCGAACCCGAACGGAGCCGAACCCUAAAGCGGAGCCGAACCCAUCCGGAGCCCAACCGGGACCGAAGCGGAGCCGAAGCGGAGCGGGGAGGGGGGGGCGCGGGGCCCCCCGGAGGCCGCGGGAGCGAUGCUGCGGCCCGGCCCGCUCCACGCCGGGCCCUGAGGGCCAACGAUGCCCUUUCACCAUGGCCUCAUCCACGCCCCUUAGGAUGCGGCCGCCGUCGCCUCCUCCUCCUCCGCCAUUCCUUCUCCUUCUCCUUCUCCUCCUUCUCCUCCUCCUCUUGGUAUCCCCAUCUUUCCCGGCUUCCGCUCCCACCUCCUGCCCGGCCGCCUGUUCCUGCAGCAACCAAGCCAGCCGCGUCAUCUGCACCCGCCGCGACCUCCUGGAAGUCCCCGGAAGCAUUUCCGUCAACACCCGAUACCUCAACCUCCAAGAGAACCACAUCCAAAUCAUCCGUACGGAUACCUUCAAACACCUUCGCCACUUGGAAAUCCUUCAACUCAGCCGGAAUUUAGUCCGCAAAGUCGAAGUCGGAGCGUUUAACGGUCUCCCCAACCUCAACACGUUGGAGCUCUUCGACAACCGUUUGACCACCGUUCCCACCCAAGCGUUCGAGUACCUCUCCAAACUCCGCGAGCUUUGGUUACGGAAUAACCCCAUCGAGAGUAUCCCUUCGUACGCCUUCAACCGCGUCCCUUCUUUACGCCGCCUCGACCUCGGCGAACUCAAACGCUUGGAAUACAUCUCCGAAGCCGCUUUCGAAGGGUUGGUCAACCUCCGCUACUUAAAUUUAGGGAUGUGUAACCUCAAGGAGAUCCCAAAUUUAACCGCUUUGGUCCGAUUGGAAGAAUUGGAACUUUCCGGUAACCGUUUAGGUCGCGUCCGACCGGGAUCUUUCCAAGGCCUCGGGAGUUUGAGGAAGCUAUGGUUGAUGCACGCACGCGUGGCGGCGGUGGAACGCAACGCAUUCGAUGACCUCAAAGCUUUGGAAGAGCUCAAUUUGGCCCAUAACGAAUUGGCGUCGUUACCGCACGACCUUUUCGCACCGUUGCACCGUUUGGAACGCGUUCACCUCCACCAUAACCCUUGGCGGUGCGAUUGCGACGUCCUUUGGUUGAGUUGGUGGUUGAGGGAGACCGUUCCCAGUAACACCAGUUGUUGCGCCCGGUGUCACGCGCCGCCGCCGUUACGCGGGCGCUAUUUAGGCGAGUUGGAACCGGGGCACUUCACCUGUUACGCUCCGGUUAUCGUCGAACCGCCCGCCGACCUUAACGUCACCGAAGGAAUGGCGGCCGAGCUCAAAUGCCGUACCGGAACCGCUAUGACGUCGGUGAAUUGGUUGACGCCCAACGGGACGUUAAUGACUCACGGUUCGUACCGCGUCCGUAUUUCCGUCUUACACGACGGAACGCUCAAUUUCACCAACGUCACCGUGCAAGACACGGGGCAAUAUACCUGUAUGGUGACCAACGCCGCCGGUAACACCACGGCGUCGGCAACGCUGAACGUUUCGGCCGCCGACGCCGCCGCUGCCGCCGCCGCCGCCGCUACGGGAUACACCUAUUUCACCACCGUCACCGUGGAAACCACCGACGCCGGCGGCGAAGAACCAUCCCCGCAAACAUCAUCGGCGCCCACCGCCGGGUGGGAUACAUCCGGCGUUUCGACGGCGUCUCCGUCCACGCGAGCGACGGGGAAACCCUUUACGGUGGCCAUAACGGCGGUGGCGUCAUCCGGCGGCGCCGGCGGUGGUCUCCAAGAUUUGGAUGACGUCUUGAAGACCACCAAAAUCAUCAUCGGGUGCUUCGUGGCCAUCACCUUCAUGGCCGCCGUUAUGUUGGUGGCGUUCUAUAAGUUACGGAAGCAACACCAACGCCAUAAGCAUCACCGCGGCGGCGGCGGCGGUGCCGCGCGCGCCGUGGAGAUCGUGAACGUGGAGGAUGAGUUGUCCGCCGCCACCGCCGCCGGUGGUGGUGGUUGUGGUGGUGAUAACCGUUUGGCGUUACCGGCGUUGGAGAGGGAUCACCUGGAGCGUUACGCGGCGUUGGCGGCGCAUUACGGUAACACCGCGACGGCGGCGGCGUUGGGGAAAACGCCGCUGCUCAACUCCGUGCACGAACCGCUGCUCUUCAAGAGCCCUUCCAAGGAGAACGUUCAGGAGACGCAGAUCUGAGCGCGGCGGCGGCGGAAAAAAA